GGCAGGACAGAACAGGAUCGACCUGUCGUCCCACUGAGAUGAAGUCAGCAGCUUACAUUUGCCUUUUUUCAGAAUUUUCUCGCAGGUGAUGCAUUCUGCCUCUUGUACUACACUAUUGUACAACAUUUGUUACUAACUCCCAGUUGCCUGGUAGCCGCUAGUUACCGAUUUGACUUUUGUCGAUAGUACUUCCGUAUAGAUCAGUAAUGGCUGGUACAGAAGAAGAACAGAAAUUCUCCUUACAGGAGGUGCUCGACACAUACAAGUUGUGUUUGUCGGAUAACAAAGAAAUCUAUCUCGAACACUACGUGGCUGGGUGGCGAGGUCUUAUAAAACUCUUGAACAGCCUGGGCAGCGUGUUUGGCUUCAUCUCCAACGAUGCCGUCAACAAGAUCAACAUCCUGGUGACCCACCUGAAGGGCGAGAACGGGUCCCGGUACGUCACCGUCCAGUCAAUGGUCAAGUACGAGCUGGAGAACGAGCUGGUGGACCUGAGCAAGAGGGGCAGCCACCCGGAGUCCGGCUGUCGCACCCUGCUGAGGCUGCACCGCGCGCUCAGGUGGCUGGAGCUCUUCCUGGAGCGCCUGCGCACCAGCGGCGAGGACAGCAAGACGUCGGUCAUGUGUUCAGAGGCCUACGGCGAGUCCCUGUCGCAGCAUCACCCCUGGGUGAUCCGCAAGGCCGCGGGCAUGGCGUUCUGCAUGAUCCCGGGGCGCCCCGCCUUCUUCGAAGUGAUGAACGUUGGGCCCCCGGAGCAGGUCGUGGCCAAGCUGGGGGAGGCUCUGCCGCUGAUUUCUGAGGUGUACCAGAUCACGGAGGAGCUUUACACUCGACACAACUUGAUGGAUUUACCGUAGGAAGCAAAAAAGUGAUGUCAUUUGGCACUUUAAUCUAGCUACUAGGUUUUGGUAACCUUCAGGUUGUUUAUUAUCCGUGUUUUAUCAAUUGAGCAAACUAUUAUCAACACUAAUCCGUAACUUUUGCAUUUCUAUAUUGUAUUAUAUGUAAAACUUUCGCACGCGUUAAAUGUUGCGCGUUUAUCUGCAAUCUUUAUGACAUUCUUAUUUUAAAUUCAGCUAUCUGUUGCAGAUUUAUUCUAUUUUAAUGUAAAUAGAUGAAGGGAAACAGUUGAACUAACGUUUUAGCUCACUGGCUACAGAGUGUUGUAUUAAUGAUGUAUUCCAAAAAUAGCUUAAAGAAAAAUGAUCCAAUUUUUUUCAUUCCCCCGCCCAAAAGUAUUUUACUUUAUAAGAAAUGGGUUCUCACCUUGAUAUUUAACAGAUUUUUGAGAGAUUUAAUUAUUAGAUUUAUAGUAAUGAUAGUUGAUAAAAUUUCUGCUAAAUUUAGAAUACAUACCAUCAGGUUUUGAUGCAUUAGAGAAAUAUAUGUUUAUUAUAAUGCAGUAAUAGGACCAUUAAGUCAGGUUUUUAAAGUUCUCCCACCAUAUUUCAUCCAAAUAAAGCCUCAUAAAUUUGAUGCUGUACAAUGCAUGAUAUUGCAUGGACCUCUAUCAUUGUGUUGUAAAAAUGAUAUUCAUGAGGACCAAUGAGCAACUGCAUCCAUAAUUGAUGUUCCAACAGCAUUAUAUUUAUCUUGAACAUUGAAAAGCAAAACGUACAUUACGAAACAGAAGUAAUCAAUACUGCGGAUGCUUUAUCAAAAACCCAUUAGUUGAAUGGCCAAACCAAACACUCAAGACACUUUGGGAGAGAAAAAAGAAAAAUCCAACAACAGCUGUUAGCAGUGGACUCUGAGCUGCUACAUCGACUAUAAUUGAUCCCAAUGCUGUUUCUUUUAUGUAUAAAUCACAAAUACACUGUGAGCAAGAGUUGAUGUGUUGUUUCUUAAGAGUGUAAUGUGAUCUAUACAUAUAUUAUGACUAAUGAAAAACGAAUGUAUAAACAGUGUACAAUGUUGAAUAUAAUUGGUUGAUUGUGAAUUUGUGUUUAAAAGAAUUCAUUUGGUGACGUCAUCUUAAGUAAAUGAGGACAUAAAUCCAC
Molecule: messenger RNA, 2000 nt
Organism: Pungitius pungitius (ninespine stickleback)
Lineage: Eukaryota; Metazoa; Chordata; Actinopteri; Perciformes; Gasterosteidae
Gene: cptp
Product: ceramide-1-phosphate transfer protein
Exons: 2
Coding region: 207-857 (216 amino acids)
Biological process (GO): intermembrane lipid transfer
Cellular component (GO): cytoplasm
Molecular function (GO): lipid transfer activity
Source: RefSeq, a predicted model, not a curated record